Orcinus orca (killer whale) is the source of this 4897-nucleotide messenger RNA. It is a transcript of the gene SLC2A1, whose product is annotated as solute carrier family 2 member 1. The record is from RefSeq and is a predicted model, not a curated record. Gene Ontology annotation, biological process: response to insulin; D-glucose transmembrane transport. Gene Ontology annotation, cellular component: basolateral plasma membrane; apical plasma membrane. NCBI's taxonomy places the organism in Eukaryota, Metazoa, Chordata, Mammalia, Artiodactyla, Delphinidae. The transcript is spliced from 9 exons. The coding region runs from base 2308 to 4002 and encodes 564 amino acids.
UCCUGAGGGUGGUGGGGAGACAAGAAAAGCUGUGAGCAGGGGAAAUGAAGAUCCUUCUGUUUGCAGGGGAGACCCCAAAGGCCAGGGACCAGUGAGGAGGUCAGAGCAAAGGCUUGGAGAGAAGCCCUAUCAGGGCUCUUCCAGAAAAGCAGCCAAAGCAGCCAGGGUGGUCCGAUCAUCUGCUCUGGGGUUGGGGCCCAGCUUCUAGCUCCAUCUGGCUGCCUGGGCCUCUUCACCAGGCCCCAGGGAGAGGCCCUGAGGAACCCAGAAGUUAUCUGUCCAGCCCCAACUGUAGCAUCUGUCUCUGAACUCCCAGCUGACCCUGGGGCGUGGCUGAGUUGCUAUGGAGACAUACCACCUGGGGCGAGGGCGGGGCAGCCCCAGCUGUGGGGGAGGGGUAGGUAGGGAACUGGAAAUAGGGGUCAAAGCCAGGCUGAGGGGCUGAACUGGACAAGCUGGCCCUUUCUUCCUCCCGACUGGACCUCGAAGCUUGGGCGGCUAUUUAACCCCUUCAUCCCCACAGUAUAUCUAAGAGAGAGAAGAAAGGGUUGAGAGAGAGCUGAUUCCCUCUCAGGAUGAUCUAGAACAGGGGGCCCCAACCCCCGGGCCAGGGACCAGUACGGGGGGCCUCACAGCAGGAGGUGAGCGGCGGGCGGGCCGGUCAGCCGCUCCCCACCGCUCGUGUUACUGCCUGAAUCACGCCCACUGCCACCCCCGGUCCGUGGAAAAACCCUCUUCCAUGAAACCGGCCCCUGGUGCCAAAAAGGUUGGGGCCCGCUGAUCUAGGAGACCAGGCCUCUGCAGGGAAUAUGUGGGGAGCAGCCAGAAAUUCCAAAACAUAUACCCCUUCUCUUGGCAGUGGUCUGGAAUUCUAGAACACGGGUUGGCAGGGGGACCAAAUCCAGCUAGCAGCCUGUUUUUGUAUGGCCUAUGAGCCAAGAAUGGGUUUUACAUGUUUAAAAGGUUGGGGUGGCGGGGAGGGAGGGAAGGGAAGAAAAAUAAGCAGUCAUCAACAGACUCUAAUAUUUUCUAUCUAGCCUUUUACAUAAAUUGUUUAUAUCAAUCCCUGAUCCAAACUUUGACUUGUAUGCUCCCUGCUGACAGGGGACUCACUAACUGUAACAUGGGUAAUCUCACCCUCUGAAGCCUAGAAAGCUCUUCUUUCCCCUGAGCUGAAGUCUGUGCCCUGGGGCUCUGCAGACCUGCUGGGUCCCUCGGCCUGGGCAGCCAGCAAGUUCUGAAGAUAGAGCUUUACUCCCCAGGGCAAGCCUCUAGUUCCUUCAGGGUCUUUCUUGUACUAUAAUUCCUAGGUUAAUGCUUUGUCUUGCAGUAAUUAAAAAAUGGAAAACUCUGUCCUUAAUGUUCCUCUCAAGGAGAUGGCUUCUCUCCUUGAGAUAACAGUGACACAAGGAACAGCUUACUCCAUGUGCCAGGCAGUGGGCUCCGCCUCACACCCAGAGCCUCACUACAGACGCUGCCCUGACACAGAGGAAGUCAGAACUUCUGCUCUAGACAGAGAGACGUGUGGUCCUUCAGCCACAGUUACCCAGGCAGGGAAGGGAGGGGGGAUGACAGACAUGACACAAGCCUCUCCCCACCCUCACCCCCAGGAGAACUGCUGGGAUGAGGAAUAGCUCUUUACUGGAAACCAUUCAGUCCAAGGGAUGGCAGCUGCCCAGGGCCAUCCUGCUUCUCCAGGCUGGCCCCUACAGUGUCACCAAGUGAGCCUCUGCCCUAGGUUCAAUGAGGGGAUGCUUAGAGAAAGAGCUCUAAUAGCCCCUCAGCUUCCAACAGCCUGAUGCCAUGGCUGAUCGGGACCUGCCCUUUCUCCCCAGCACGCGGGCACUCACACCGACCCUUGGCAGGGAGAGGGGUUGGGAAUGGGCUGGCAAGGGAACAGAGACAAACGGAGAGCUGAGCCUAGUCUGCUUGACGUCCAGGGCUCGACUGCCAAGUCAGGGAAUAAUGGUGGGAAUCGGAAUCUGGCUUCGGUGGAUGGGAGGAGUCAGGAGCAGAAUCCAGGUGAGACCUAGGGCAGGUGCUGCGUGAGUAGAGAGGAGGACCGAUAAGGAGGUAGGAUUUUAUGGACAGGACCUGGUGAGUGACUGCAUGUGGGGCAGUGGCAGGAUCAAGGGUAGCUCCCAGGCUUGUAACCAGAAUGUGAGGAAAGAGCAUUCAGAAGAAGCACGUGUGAGGCCUCGCCUCAGACAUGAGCCGGGGCUGAGGAGGCCGCCAGGAAGCUCGCUGCCGAGACCGGGCCUGUGGGAUCCUGUUAAGGGUGCAGAGCAGUAAGGAGGCUCUUCUUCCAUGACGGGCACCCAGCCACUGCUGGAUGAUGCUCAAGGCAGCGGCUGGGUGGAAGAGGUGACCCCAGAGCUUCUCCCCACGCAGGGUUCUCCUGUUCUCCAGGGACCCACCGCCUUUCCUGGGCCAAGGGCCAGCUUCACCCCCCACACAGGGCAUGGACCCGAGGGGAGAGGACAAACAGCCCACGCACCGCCCGCAGGAAAGGAAAACCACACUUGGCUUCUUCCCACAAAUCUCAAGCACCAGAUCAAGAGGCAGGAACCCAGUGGGCAACCUCGGCUUGGCCACGAAGUGCUGCUGGGGGGUGAAGAGGAUGAGCCUGGGGCCAAGGUGAUUGAGGAGUUCUACAACCAGACAUGGAUCCACCGCUAUGGGGAGCGCAUCUUGCCCGCCACACUGACCACGCUCUGGUCCCUCUCUGUGGCCAUCUUCUCCGUGGGGGGCAUGAUUGGCUCCUUCUCUGUGGGCCUUUUCGUUAACCGUUUUGGCCGGCGGAAUUCAAUGCUGAUGAUGAACCUGCUGACCUUUGUGUCCGCUGUGCUCAUGGGCUUCUCAAAACUGGCCAAGUCCUUUGAGAUGCUGAUCCUCGGCCGCUUCGUCAUUGGUGUAUACUGCGGCCUGACCACUGGCUUCGUGCCCAUGUACGUGGGGGAGGUGUCCCCCACGGACCUUCGCGGGGCCCUGGGUACCCUGCACCAGCUGGGCAUCGUCGUCGGCAUCCUCAUCGCCCAGGUGUUUGGCCUGGACUCCAUCAUGGGCAACCAGGAGCUGUGGCCCCUGCUGCUGAGCGUCAUCUUCAUCCCAGCCCUGCUGCAGUGCAUUCUGCUGCCCUUCUGCCCUGAGAGCCCCCGCUUCCUGCUCAUCAACCGCAACGAGGAGAACCGGGCCAAGAGCGUGCUGAAGAAGCUGCGCGGGACCUCGGAUGUGACCCGCGACCUGCAGGAGAUGAAGGAGGAGAGCCGGCAGAUGAUGCGGGAGAAGAAGGUCACCAUCCUGGAGCUGUUCCGCUCGACCGCCUACCGUCAGCCCAUCCUCAUUGCCGUGGUGCUGCAGCUGUCCCAGCAGCUGUCUGGCAUCAAUGCUGUUUUCUAUUACUCCACAAGCAUCUUCGAGAAGGCGGGGGUGCAGCAGCCUGUGUAUGCCACCAUCGGCUCCGGCAUCGUCAACACAGCCUUCACUGUCGUGUCGCUGUUUGUGGUGGAACGAGCUGGCCGGCGGACCCUGCACCUCAUAGGCCUGGCCGGUAUGGCAGGCUGUGCGGUGCUCAUGACCAUCGCGCUGGCGCUGCUGGAGCGGCUGCCCUGGAUGUCCUACCUGAGCAUCGUGGCCAUCUUUGGCUUCGUGGCCUUCUUCGAAGUGGGCCCCGGCCCCAUCCCAUGGUUCAUUGUGGCUGAACUCUUCAGCCAGGGCCCUCGUCCAGCUGCCAUUGCUGUUGCUGGCUUCUCCAACUGGACCUCAAAUUUCAUUGUGGGCAUGUGCUUCCAGUAUGUGGAGCAACUGUGUGGUCCCUAUGUCUUCAUCAUCUUCACCGUGCUCCUGGUUCUGUUCUUCAUCUUCACCUACUUCAAAGUUCCCGAGACGAAAGGCAGGACCUUCGAUGAGAUUGCUUCCGGCUUCCGGCAGGGGGGAGCGAGCCAAAGUGACAAGACACCAGAGGAGCUGUUCCACCCCCUGGGAGCUGAUUCACAAGUGUGAGGUGCCCCACACCACCAGCCCGGUCUGCUCCCAGCAGCCCAAGGAUCUCUCGGAGCACAGGCAGCUGGAUGAGACUUUCAAACUGACAAGAUCUCAGCAGAGCUGGGCCUGGGGCUCUUUCCUUCAGCCAGUAGUGAUGUCCAGAAGAAUAUUCAGGACUUUUAAUGGCUCCAGGAUUUUAACAAAAGACUGUUGCUCAGAUCUAUUCAGACAAGCAACAGGUUUUAUAAUUUUUUUAUUACUGAUUUUGUUAUUAUUUUUUUAUCAGCCAGAGUCUCCUUUAUCCACAUCCCUGGCUUCACCCUGAAUGGCUCAGUGCCUGAGGGUGGGGACCAAGCCCUGCCUAGACACUUGCCUUCUUUGCCAAGCUAAUCUGUAGGGCUGGACCUAUGACCCAAGGACACACUAAUCGAACUACGAACCAUGAGUCUUCUACCCCAAAAGGUGGCUCUGGCCACUCCUUCUGUGGGCCUGGGUCUCCCCACCUAGGGAUCAGGCUCCAGGAUCAGGCUCCAUUAGGAUUCGCCCAUUCCUGUCUCUUCCUACCCAACCACUCAAAUUAAUCUUCCCUUGCCUGAGACCAGUUGGGAGCACUGGAGUACAGGGAGGAGAGGGGAAGGGCCAGACUGGGCUGCCAGGUGCUAGUCUCCUUUGCACUGAGGGCCAGACGGUCACCAAGAGAGGAGGGCCAUGGGAAACUGAGAACUCACUAUUCAAGAAGACGUGAACACUCCUGCCCUGCUGUGUAUAGUUGGAAGAUAUUUAUAUAUAUUUUUUGGUUGUCAAUAUUAAAUACAGACACUAAGUUAUAGUAUAUCUGGACAAACCAACUUGUAAAUACACCACCUUACUCUGUAACUUACCUAAGCAGAUAUAAAUGGCUGGUUUUUAGAAA